Messenger RNA from Malassezia globosa CBS 7966, 1608 nucleotides. RefSeq lists its product as uncharacterized. Gene Ontology annotation, cellular component: nucleolus; small-subunit processome. The transcript has a single exon. Lineage: Eukaryota; Fungi; Basidiomycota; Malasseziomycetes; Malasseziales; Malasseziaceae. The record is from RefSeq and is a predicted model, not a curated record. The coding region runs from base 1 to 1608 and encodes 535 amino acids. Gene Ontology annotation, biological process: rRNA processing.
AUGGAUCCGGCUGAGGCAGCACAACGCCAAGCCGAUUUACGUCGUAUGCGUGAACUCAUGUUCCGUGCUGAACAAAAGGCUCGACGAGCCAACAAAAUCAAGAGCAAAACAUAUCGCCGAAUUCAUCGUAGGGAGCGCGAACGAUUACAGCAGCAGCAACGAGAGGAAGCUAAGGGUGCUGCUGAUCAGGAUAGUGAUGGCGACCUUGAUGAAGAAGAACGGUUCCAAGCUGCGAAAGAGCGAGCGAGAGAGCGAGCAACGCUUCGUCAUAAAAAUACCGGCAAAUGGGCCAAAUUCCAUGCUAGUCGGCAUGAUGAUGCAUCUACUGAUGCACGGUUAGCUGUGGAAGAGCAGUUGCGACGUGGCGACGAGCUGAGAAAGCGCAUUCAUGCUGCAGGUGAUGAUGAUGACGAAUCAAUCGGUUCUAUGGACAGUACAAAUGAGCAGGAGGCCGUGGCUUUUGAUGAGCUUGAGACAUUUGCUCGGAGGGAAGCCGAACAGGAUGCACGUGAUGAAGCGGAGCUUGAGGCAUCUGGAAAAAAGGGUAAGAGCGUCUUUCAUAUGAAGUUUAUGAAAGAUGCGAGUGAUCGACAGAAAAGAGCGACACAGGAGACAAUCGAGUCGCUUCGCAAUGAAUUUGCGCAUGCGGCUGCUGAUCACGACGAUGAUCACGAUGUGAAUGAAGAUGCUUGGACCGACUCGAAUCGCGACGCUAUGGGAGCUGCAUCUACAGGUCGUGCCAUGUAUGGUAAGGGCUUUGCAACAAAGACUGUACAAGCUCCAUUAGCUCAUGUCCCUGCGCGACCCACUAAUCCAUUUCACACAGGUGGUUCGAAUCCGUGGCUCCAGUCUAACGCAUCCAUGGCGGGUGGUGGCCAUAGCGCCGGCGCAUCUAGGCAAACACCUCAAGUUCUCAUUGGCAAAGAUAGUCGCGCAGCCUCGCGUUCGGUCCAUCGGACUGAACGCCAUGCAUCGCGUGGAAGCGACUCGCGCGCUUUGGCGGCUGAUGACGCGACGCUAGACAUUGAUCCUACUGCGCAGCUUGAGACGGCUACUAGUGAAGAAGAGGACGAUCCAGAGCCUGUCGAAGUGACGCGGCAUGCAUCACGAGGAAAGCGUGGUCGUGGCCAGCGACAUGUAUCGAUGCAGCGUGAUCUUGUUGCUGAAGCAUUUGCUGGAGACGAUGUGGCUUUGGACUUUGCGAAAGAGAAGCGUGCGGCGAUAAAAGCCGAUGCACCCCGAGAAGAAGACACCACGCUCCCUGGCUGGGGAAGCUGGGGAGGAAAGGGUGUGCGACGAAAACCAAAGAAUCCCGCUCUGAUCAAGAAAAUUGGCGGGCUCGAUCCGGCGAAACGCAAGGAUUUUGGAAUGGACAAUGUGAUUGUUAAUGAACGCCUCGACAAGAAAGCUGCCAAAUACAAGGCCCAGGACUUGCCGUUCCCCUACACGAGCGCUGCUCAGUAUGAGGCCGCGAUGCGAACGCCUAUUGGUGCUGAGUGGAACACGCGGACACAACAUCAGCGUAUGACCAUGCCGCGUGUCACAACCAAGAUGGGCCAGCGCAUUGACCCUAUUCGUACGUACGACAGAGGCAUGGGACACGACUAA